Messenger RNA from Brassica napus (rape), 2310 nucleotides. Its product is annotated as very-long-chain aldehyde decarbonylase CER3. Lineage: Eukaryota; Viridiplantae; Streptophyta; Magnoliopsida; Brassicales; Brassicaceae. Gene Ontology annotation, molecular function: oxidoreductase activity; iron ion binding. The record is from RefSeq and is a predicted model, not a curated record. Gene Ontology annotation, biological process: lipid biosynthetic process.
AAAUGGUCCUCACUAAUUAGAAGUGAACCUCUACAACGUGGAUUGGAUACAAUGGAACUGCAUGUGAAACAGGACCACUUUUGGAUAUACUUUCAACUUACAAUUAACAGCAAAACAAUAAACAACGAAGAGAGAGAGAGAGAGAGGAAGUAACCGUAAAGAUUUGAGAGAAGAAGAAUGGCUACUUUGUCAGCUUGGCCUUGGGGAAACUACGGCAAUCUAAAGUAUCUUCUAUACGCUGCGUUAGCUGCACAAGUAGUGUAUUCAUUAGCAUACCAAGAAGAUUACUCGAGGGCUUUUUGGUGUCUCAAUAUCCUCAUCAGCUGUGGACUCAAAGGAAUCGUACACGUCUUUUGGAGCUCUUACAACAACAUGCUUUUCUUGACUCGUACGUUAAGGAUUAACCCUAAUGGUGUUGACUUCAAACAGAUUGAUCACGAAUGGCACUGGGACAAUUACAUACUUCUGCAAGCAGUACUAGCUACCAUGAUCUGUUACAUGUCUCCUCCGUUGAUGAUGAUUAACAGUACUAUCCCUCUGGCCAUCCCUCUGUGGAACACGAAAGGACUCAUCAUGUUGCUUGUGCUACACGUUACCUUCUCAGAGCCUUUAUACUACUUUCUUCAUAGAUCUGUUCACCGUAACAACUACCUCUUCACGCAUUACCACUCUUUUCACCACUCAUCUCCUGUUCCAAAUCCCAUGACUGCAAAUAAUGCGACAUUACUGGAAAGCCUUUUCCUCUGUGUAGUAGCUGGAGUUCCUUUGAUUGUUUCUUGCUUGUUAGGUGUUGGAUCAAUAAGCUUGAUCUAUGGAUACGCUAUUAUGUUUGACUUCCUAAGAUGUUUAGGACAAUGUAACGUAGAGAUCUUCUCUCACAAGCUAUUUGAGUCUCUUCCAAUCCUACGAUAUCUCAUCUACACUCCAACGUACCAUGGUCUGCAUCACGAAGACAUGGGGACUAAUUUUUGUCUGUUUAUGCCUAUCUUUGAUGUUUUGGGCAACACACUAAACCCAAACUCGUGGGAACUCCAAAAGAAGAUUCGUUUGGCUGCAGGGGAACCGAAGAGAGUGCCGGAGUUUGUUUUCUUGGCUCAUGGGAUAGAUAUUAUGUCAGCGAUGCACUCGCCAUUCGUGUUUAGAUCGUUCGCUUCAAUGCCAUACACGACAAGGCUCUUCUUGCUGCCGCUGUGGCCAGUGACGUUGAUGGUAACGUUGGCCAUGUGGGUUUGGUCAAAGACAUUUCUUUUCACCUUCUACACCCUCAGGAACAAUCUUUGCCAGACUUGGGUCGUUCCAAGAGUUGGCUUCCACUACUUCUUACCGUUUGCUAAACAAGGCAUUAAUAAUCAUAUAGAGGCGGCAAUUCUGAGAGCUGAUAAGCUUGGUGUUAAAGUUAUAAGCUUGGCUGCUCUGAACAAGAACGAAGCUUUAAAUGGUGGUGGAACGUUGUUUGUUAACAAGCACCCUGACCUUAGAGUUCGUGUGGUCCACGGCAACACUUUAACCGCAGCAGUGAUUCUCAAUGGAGUUCCAAAAGAUGUGAAAGAGGUGUUCUUGACAGGAGCCACUGCCAUCGCUCUUUACCUCUGUCGUCGGGGAGUGAGAGUUCUCAUGUUGACAUUAUCAGCGGAGAGAUUCCAAAAUAUUCAGAAAGAAGCUCCUGCUGAGUUCCAGAACUACCUCGUACAAGUGACCAAAUAUAACUCUGCCCAACACUGCAAGACUUGGAUCGUUGGGAAAUGGUUAACGCCGAGGGAGCAGAGCUGGGCUCCUGCAGGAACGCAUUUCCACCAGUUUGUGGUGCCACCAAUCCUCAAGUUUAGAAGGAACUAUACUUACGACGAACUAGCAGCAGUGAGGCUCCCAAAAGACGUUCAAGGACUCGGAACCUGCGAGUACACGAUGGACAGAGGGGUGGUCCAUGCGUGCCAUGCUGGAGGAUUGGUUCAUAUGUUGGAGGGUUGGGAGCAUCAUGAGGUUGGAGCCGUUGACGUUGAACGUAUUGAUCUGGUGUGGGAAGCAGCCAUGAGACACGGUCUUAGCUCUCUAUCUUCACUCACAGACUGAGUGGGAGAGACCGUUUGAUGUUGUCUUUGAUUCUUCCAAGAUUGGCCAUUCUUUGUACAGGUGAAAAAUGCAAGCAUGGAAAACAAGUUGAAUUUCACCUUAUGUUAUUGAUUCACCUUUUAUUAAAAUGUAUUUCCUAUGUUCCACUGAAAUGGAUGUUUUACAAUUUUCACACACUUCAAAAUAAGUUUGUCAUACCAAAAAUAAAGAUUUUUAAUAUCAUAAUUUCAAAAGAACUAA